Molecule: messenger RNA, 1650 nt
Organism: Pochonia chlamydosporia 170
Lineage: Eukaryota; Fungi; Ascomycota; Sordariomycetes; Hypocreales; Clavicipitaceae
Product: homeobox transcription factor
Exons: 4
Coding region: 1-1650 (549 amino acids)
Biological process (GO): regulation of DNA-templated transcription
Cellular component (GO): nucleus
Molecular function (GO): transcription cis-regulatory region binding; DNA-binding transcription factor activity, RNA polymerase II-specific
Source: RefSeq, a predicted model, not a curated record
AUGUCGACAAAGCCUUCUGCCUCGCCCGAGCAGCAAACAGCCAGCUCAUCACCCAGUCGACAUGAUUCUACAAUGUCAAGUGUGUUGAGCGCGGGGGACGAAUCGUACGCUCAAGGCGUCGAGGUGGAGAAACAUCCCAAAGGCAAGAGGAAGAGGACCGCUGCCAAGGACAAAAUGGUUUUGGAAGAAGCCUACAGAAAUAACCCCAAACCAGAUAAGCAGGCGCGUCAAGACAUUGUAGACCGCGUCUCGCUAAAUGAGAAGGAAGUCCAGAUUUGGUUCCAAAACCGCCGGCAAAACGACCGAAGGAAAUCGCGUCCCCUCUCCCCGGAGGAACUCGCGGCCCUCCGCUUCGGAGGCAUGCAUCACGUACCAUCUUCGGACCCCAUGGCCGCUCGUAUCGACUCCGAGAGAAGCUUCCCGUCUUCGGAUCCGGCUUCUUCACGGUCUGCCGACCACCGGCCCGUGUCACCGGCAUUUACAACACAGACCAGACCCGAGCUCACGAGGUCGUACUCCGAAGCAGCCAUUGCCACGCCCCGGCCUGGUGGUACAGGCCAUGAUGAUGAUGCUUCACCACCGCAGAGCCAAGAGGUCCCGUCUUCACAGAGGAGCCAGGACUCGGAGCCUAUGAACCAUUCGUUUUCAAGCUCGGUUGGGUAUCUUGCUAACCGCUGGAACUUGGGGAGCUCAUUUUCCACGCCUUCGACCUUGGGGCGUGGUGCGGACGAUUCUCCAAGGUUGGAAUCAUUCCCGUCCGCCUCGUCAGACAAGACGCACAGCCAAAACAAAUCCCAGUCCCAUGUGCGACUGUCUCUCUCACUAGAAGGCAAGGCUGAGCUCAUUUCCAACCAAGCAUCCUCUCCCACACGACCUACACCACCCACGACGCCGUCGUCAGGACCCCAGCCACGCCAAAGAACUGGUCUAUCAAGAAGUCAAUCCGCCCUACCGAGCAUCACCCUGCCGCCCAUCUCGGCUCUAACAAACUCCCUACCUCCCCGUCUCGCCCGCGGACGCUCCCGGGACGUCCAAGCGUGGGAAUCGUGCGCCGACUCUGAGAGGAGAGACGAAUUGACCGCCCAGGCGGAAAACGAGUCCAACGGCUCUGCCAUUGCCGCCAUCAGCCUCCUCCGCUCAUCCAGCGCCAUCUUACAACCCAGCUCGACUAAGCGCAACGCGUCUGUAUCCCGCGCCCCGCAGCGUCAAGCGAAAAAGGCAAAGCUCACCCGGACAGGCUCUACCUUUGCGCGCCUUGAGUCCAAUGACCAGGACGCUGAGAAGCGAGACGCUGGCAAGGUCAAGGUUUCGAUGCUGGUGUCCCCCACCGACUCCGACAAGGAAAACUGGUCUCCCGAUGAAGAUCACCACCGCCGUCGUCCUCUUCCCGCGUCGGCAGUCAAGACACAGAACCCCCGCCGUCUAGGCCGCGUCUUACAAGACCACCGCGGUCCAGCCAUGCUGUCUAAUCGUUCUCAAACUGCACCAUCCCCACUGGGAUCCAAGUCCAUUGAAAUUUACGAGGACGGGCGACGAUCUCGAGAGGACGAUGUUGAAAAGUUUAUGCGCGGGGAUGUAAGUCCUAGUAAAAAACCGGACAUGGACUGCGUGGCCGGUCUCUUGUCUUUGAGCCAAGGCGCCUGGAGAUGA